Messenger RNA from Paramecium tetraurelia, 1704 nucleotides. RefSeq lists its product as uncharacterized. The transcript has 5 exons. The record is from RefSeq and is a predicted model, not a curated record. Lineage: Eukaryota; Ciliophora; Oligohymenophorea; Peniculida; Parameciidae. Gene Ontology annotation, molecular function: ATP binding; protein kinase activity. Gene Ontology annotation, biological process: protein phosphorylation.
AUGGGUAAUUAAACCUCUUAUGUCAAUGAAUAAGUUAUUUCAAUGGAUGGCAAAUUAGAAGAUCAUUUAGAAUGCAUUGGAUCAAAGCAGCACAAAUAUUUAGGAUUGAUUUAAUUAUGGAGAAGAGAUUCUAAAAGUAAACCGUCAAUCUUUUCGAAAUAAUCUCAUAGUGGUUAAAGACAUGACUUAAAUGUGAAUGAGCACAACGAUAGAAAAAAGGCAAAUCAUCCAAAUAUAUUGUAAUAUUACGGAUGUUAAUCCAAUUAUUUAACAUUUAAAGGGAAUAUUCUAUAGACAAAAUUCUUUUUUGAAUAUAUUCCGAAUACUUUAGAUAAUGUGAUCAGUUUUCAUAAGAAGAAUUGUAGUUAUCUGGAAGAAGCUGAAAUUUGGAAAAUAAUUUUAUAAAUAGUUUCUGCUUGUUCAUUUUUACAGAAGUUAGAUUUAUUUCAUGGAGAUUUGAAUCCCUAAACAAUUUUUAUAGAUAAUUCCAAAUAAGUUAAAAUAUUGUACCAUAAUGCAUAUCCAGAAAUAAUUACAUCUUAUGCUAAAUUAUUAGCCUAUUCAGAUGCUAGUGUUUACAUAUCACCAUAAUAAUUAGAUGCCUUAGUAAAUUAAUCAGUGACUCCAAAAGAUGAUCCUUUCAAAACUGAUUCUUUUUAACUCGGACUCACCUUAUUGGAAUUAAUGACUAUGACAUCAAUCUUGGAGGAGUGUAUAGAUUAUCAAAGAAAAACUAUAUAUUUUAAAUCUAUCAUGGAUUUAUUGUCAUCAGCAAGAAAGAGAUACUCUUAACAAUUGAUCAAUUUUGUUUAAAGAUUGAUUACCUUUGAUGAAUAAUCAAGACCAACCCUUUCUGAUAUUCUUUUUGAUACUAAUUUGUAAUAACAAGGCAGCACUUUUCUGCCAUAAUCAAAAAUAAGGAGAUAUACAUCUCCUCCUAGAUAGCCUGAAAGAACUAAUUCACCUCCACCUGAUAUGGGAUUGAGUAGUAAAUCCCCAGUUCUAAGAGACUUAUCUAUACAAUCAUAUUUUAGAACUCCAUUAUAAAGAAGUGUAUCUCCAGUAUUGGAUAGAUCUGGAAAAUAUCUAAGUCCAGCUUAAAGUAGAAAUACAACUGCAGCCUUAAGUGGGUUUAAUAAAACUCCAACCAAACAAACAAUAUUGAUUUAGAGUUAAAAAACACCAAUCAAGGAUGAAAGAGGAAGAAAGCUUAAUACUGUUACUGAAAAUUCAAGAAACAUUAUGGUCAUAAGCAGAAGUCCGAUAUAAAACUAAUCUAGAAAAACAUCAUUUCAAAUGACUUCUAUGCAUAAACCAGCCUUAAAACUAGUAACUCCCCUACACCAUACUGGUUUUUUACCCCCAUAUUAAUAAGCUUUCUAUUAAGACAAAGCCAAUUAAAAGUAGGUCAACCCUUAACAAUAAUUUUCAUAGACACUUCAACACUUUGUUCAACCUUGUUUCAAUAACUAAGAAAACUUAGGUAAUACCUUACCAAAAUCUGACUCUGCAUAUUAUUCAAAACCAUAAGAGGCCUCCUUUUAACAAUAACAUUCCAUACCAAAACAAUAAUAAGAAUAAUAAUAAUAGGUGAUUGCAUAAAAUCAAUAACCUCAAUCUGCUAAUCCAUUUGGUAAAACACCUUAAAAAGUGCCAUAAAAGGGUAUCAAUUUACUAUCACCACUUUCAAGUAAUAAUAAAUGA